UUGUCAACUGCCAUCCAUAAAAGUUGAUUUUUUUGUCGAUAGAGAGCGCCACCGUUGGCAGUUUUCCAUAAAUAGAAAAUUAUUUUUAAUUUAGCUUAUCAUCAACCGUUUAGAUCGACUGGCGUCUUAUUAUCAGCCUAAUAUAAUUUGGAAAAUUACUUUAAAAUCCAGUUUUUGAAACUGUCCGCCAGAGGGACGACAGUUGCCUAAUGUCACUGGGAAAGAUCAGUCACUAAAAAUUUAUCACGAAGAAAGAAAUAUGUCGGCGUGCUAGAGGAACUACACAGACAAGUUAUUUCUUGCAAGAAUCGGAUUUCUCUUUCUCUUCAGUAUUCCAAAUUUUGCAAGGCUUUUUUUUUGUUAAACUCGGACUUGAAAUAUAAUUAUUGUUAAUCAUGGCGACACACAUAAUCGGAAAACCAGAGUACAUAGUGGGUGGCAAAUAUCGUUUAGUUCGGAAAAUCGGCAGUGGCUCAUUUGGUGAUAUUUAUUUGGGAAUUAACAUAACGAACGGCGAGGAAGUUGCAGUUAAACUCGAAUCUAUCAGAGCAAGACAUCCACAGCUUCUCUAUGAAAGCAAGUUAUAUAGAAUACUUCAUGGAGGCAUAGGAAUUCCACAUAUCAGAUACUAUGGUCAAGAAAAAGAGCACAACGUCCUUGUCAUGGACCUAUUGGGUCCCUCGCUCGAAGAUCUCUUCAAUUUUUGCUCGAGACGGUUCACCAUCAAAACAGUACUCAUGUUGGCAGAUCAAAUGAUCGGUAGAAUUGAGUAUGUCCAUUGCAAAUCGUUCAUUCAUCGUGACAUCAAGCCCGACAAUUUCCUUAUGGGAAUCGGACGUCAUUGUAACAAGCUCUUCCUGAUUGAUUUCGGAUUGGCCAAAAAAUUCAGAGACGCUCGUACACGUCAACACAUUAUGUACAGAGAGGAUAAGAAUUUAACUGGAACUGCCAGAUAUGCAUCCAUAAAUGCACAUUUGGGUAUCGAACAAUCCCGACGAGACGACAUGGAAUCCUUGGGUUAUGUCCUAAUGUACUUCAACAGGGGCUGUUUGCCCUGGCAGGGCCUGAAAGCUGCGACCAAAAAACAGAAAUACGAGAAAAUCAGCGAAAAAAAGAUGUCUACUCCUGUAGAAGUACUUUGCAAAGGCUUCCCCGCUGAAUUCUCCAUGUACCUAAACUAUUGCCGUGGUCUGAGAUUUGAAGAGGCUCCCGACUACAUGUACCUCAGACAAUUGUUCCGUAUCCUGUUCCGUACGCUGAACCAUCAAUACGAUUACACCUUCGACUGGACCAUGCUAAAACAGAAAGCGGGAGCUGCAGGUACUGGCACCGCUGCUGUGGGACAAGGCCAACCGCAGGCGCAAACGUCGCAGGCUAUUGGCACGCACAUUCAGCCUGGUAAUCGUUAAUGCAAGUACCGUCUCAGACCACCAACGCAUCGACUGGGCUAAUGCCAACCAUCCAAAACAUUGGUCAAAAUGGAUCCACCUUCCAAUUUAAUUUUUGUUUGAAUUUUGAGCUUAUUUUGGGUAACUGGUAAAUUUGAAGUUGUUAUUUUUUCACACAAAUAAUUAUUAUUCUCUAACAUAAAAUGUACCACAAUCCCAUCGAUUAUUUGAUUUUAUUAAACCCUCGAUUAAUCUUGGGUUUGUAUAGAGGCGUACUGCCGACCCCUAUAUUAUUAGAAAACAAAUAAAAUCAUUUAAAAAAAACUACUAAAAAUAUUUUGUUUAGUGUACGCAUAUUAUAGAAUUUAGUUUCAAUAUAUAUUUGAUGCGAGCAAUUAUUCUAAUAUGAGUUUUGUGGGGAAUGCAAAAAUUCAAGUCAAAAUAUGCAACACUCAAAAUUGAUUCUGGUUGUGAGAAUGCCAGAAUUAAAAGAAAAAAUGCUAAAUAUAAGUAAAGAGUGAGAAGUGCGUGCGUGAUUGCAAGUCUGGCUGUUCUUAUUUAAUUAAUAAUAAUUAUAAAACAAAUAUUUACCCUUGCCUCCGAAUGUUUGAGAAAAUAUAGACGCCUGUCUAGAAUUUAAAAGCUGUUCACGAGGCAAGAGUGGAAAAAAAAAAUUGCAAAAAAAUCUCCCAAAAAGAGUUUUUAGGAUUAAAGUUAUAAGUAAAAAACUCACAGGGGAGUUUAAAUGUGCAGCGAUAGCGAAUAAAUAUCGCCGACUUUUGAAUGUGUGUCAUGGAACUAGGUUUAAAUUUUAAAAGAAGUAGGAUGCGUUAUGCGUUACACUUGAGUAUUUAAAUUUGAAUAACAGAACAGAUGUUUGAAUUAAUUUAAUUGUUAAGCCAGUCUGAGAAAAUUUGAUACCAAAAGGUACAUGCUCUUAAUUGGGUAUUGUUUAUUUUUGCUGAAUUAGUCUGAGUGAAAUUAUGGUUUCUUAGGCCCGAUUUAUUCAUCUUCAGAUAAACUUGCUGGUAGCUAUCUGCAAGAUUCUUCUAUAAUAAUUCUAUUGGUUGGCGCAUAACUGUCAGAUUGCAUGCCUGGCAGUUUCUCAGAAGGUGAAUAACGGGCCCUUAAUGGCAUAAGUCAUGAGAGUGUUAAUUUUCUUUUGAUAACAUACAUAAAACAGUUUUUAAUCUAAAAUGCUCAAGUCAACGAUUAUAGGAAACCAAAUAUUUACACUAAAAUCAGAAGGAUAUUUUAAUGGACUACUGCGGAAGCAAAGCAUUUUAUAGAUUUAAAUAGUUGCAAUGUUUAUUUGUUAUUGUGAAACACAAUGCAAAUUAUGUCUUUACAAAUAUCCCAUCGAAUUUGUGAUAUUUGUCUGGGCGUGAAUUAGGUUGUUGAAAAAUUAACCUGUGAUUGUUUUGAUUUCUCCUAAAUCCCGUUCAUAAGUUUAAGGGGCCCUAUUUGUAUAUUUAUAGCUUUAAGUAAAACGUAUAUUGUCGUACUUUGUGUUGCAUAUUUUACUAAUUUUUUUUUAGUACUGAUUUUUGUAAAAUAUGCACAAGCAAAAAUGAGAUAAUUUAUAUACCCAAGUGGGGCGGUUUUUUUUUUGAGGUUUGAAUUUUUGUUCCUCGAUGAAGUUAAAUCGAGGACAAAAUUGGUGUGUUUGAAUGAACGAACUUACUAUGUAUGUAACUCUCUAAUUUUAUAUUCGAUAUUUUUGUUUUGUUAACAAAUGUAGCAAUUAAACGUAAAAAGUUUCCGUCUCUACCCCCUUGAUUUACACCUACUUUUAUUAUUUUGUAAGUCGUAUAAUUAACUACUAUAGUUAAGUGCAUUGAAAAUCGACGGAAACCUCAAAAAAAGUAAAUAAAUAAAAAAAAUGAAAUAAUAAGUAAAUUAAUGUGUAAAAGUAUAAUAAAUAGGCCAACUUGUAAAACUAUCUCGAUUGUUAUAUGAGUUCAGUGUAAUAAUAAUUAAUAAUUUCUCAUCAGUUAUUCUUAGUAAUAAAUUAUUAGUUUAUUUUUAGGCUGUAACGCCAGGAUAUUUUUAAGUUUUUUUUUGUAACUUGAACAGUUUCAAAACUGUUGAGUUAUUACAGAAAUAAAACGUCUCAAAAAAUA
This is a messenger RNA of Ceutorhynchus assimilis (cabbage seed weevil), 3511 nucleotides long. Lineage: Eukaryota; Metazoa; Arthropoda; Insecta; Coleoptera; Curculionidae. The record is from the annotation of a GenBank genome assembly.